Molecule: messenger RNA, 1444 nt
Organism: Prosopis cineraria
Lineage: Eukaryota; Viridiplantae; Streptophyta; Magnoliopsida; Fabales; Fabaceae
Product: DDRGK domain-containing protein 1
Exons: 8
Coding region: 354-1250 (298 amino acids)
Source: RefSeq, a predicted model, not a curated record
CGAGACAGCUCGGAAGAACUUCGCAUAUGCAAUAUGUGUCAGAAUAACUAAUUUUUUUAUUAUAAAUUUUAUACAAUCUGUAAUUUUUUUCUUAAAAAAAAAAAUCAGGGAUUGGUUUGGCGCUCGAGGAGAGUAAUAACAAGAGCACCUAACGACGUCGUCACCAAGCUGGACGGGAUCGCCGUGUCGGAACUCGUCAGUUUCUCAGUUCGCCUUACCCUGAUUUAUGUCUGGAUCAAGUAUCGUCAAGCUCCACGAUUUCCAGAAACCAAUUUGUAACUCGAUUGAUUCCAAAUCAAACCGAACAGAGAAUUUCGAAAAAUAUUCUUGUUUUGGGAGAAAGAUUUGAAGAAAUGGAAGAAAUACUGCUUGCAAUUCUUUCAAUGCUUCUCGUGGUAGCAUUGAUUCCACUAUACCUUUGGAAACGCCGUCAUGAUUCUCGAUCACCUUCUCAUCAGGAUGAGGCUCAUCAGGAACCUCGAAGGGAAGCUGUGGUACGCGCCACCGGCACGCGUCGAAUGCGUCGUAGACCGGCCGCUUCUGGUGCUAGCUCUUCAUCAGCUGCAGCGGCAACUACUGAAGAAACUGUGGAGGAAAGCGAUGAUGAAGCUACUGGUGCUGAGUAUUAUGGGGCUAAAGCGUCAAAGAAAAAGGAAAAGAAACGGCAAGAGAGGGAAGCUCGCCGACAGGCUGAAGAAGCUUCACGGGAGUCAAGGCAGACAAAACAAGACCAUUAUGCAGAGAUGCGGAGGAAGAAGGAUGAAGAGCGUGAGGCAGAGGAGCGUAGGCUGGAAGAGGAAGCCAAAGCUCAGAAAGCCAGGGAGGAGGAAGCUGCCACUUUAGAGUUUGAGAAGUGGAAAGGUGAAUUUUCAGUUGAUGAUGAAGGUACCAUGGAAGAAGUGCAGGAUGGUAGUCAAGACUUGCUAGCAGAUUUUGUUGAAUAUAUAAUGAAGCACAAAUGUGUUCCCUUAGAAGAUCUUGCUGCCGAAUUUAAAUUAAGGACACAGGAAUGUAUUAAUCGCAUCACCUCCUUGGAACGUAUGGGGAGGCUUUCUGGUGUCAUGGAUGACAGAGGAAAAUAUAUUUACAUCUCUCUGGAAGAAAUGCAAGCUGUUGCUGAUUAUAUUAAGCGGCAGGGGAGGGUUAGCAUUUCUCACCUAGCUAGAAAGUCCAACCAGUUCAUUGAUCUGGAGCCUAAGUCCCAGCAGGUUGAAGAAAUUACUCCCGUGGAGGAGAUUAUUGCCAACUAACAUCAUCUUCAUGGUAGAGGAAGUCAUGACAACAGAGAUUUUCUUCAUUCUGUAUUAUAUUCCUUAAUAAGGUACAUAUAACAACACCAAAAGAAUGCGAUGUUGGUAAUGUUCUUUUGAAAAAUAUCAACUUGAUUGCAUUCUUGUGUUCGAUUUAAUGCUCAAGUAAAAUGAGGCAGCCAAUUUUUUGCUUA